Molecule: messenger RNA, 504 nt
Organism: Fraxinus pennsylvanica
Lineage: Eukaryota; Viridiplantae; Streptophyta; Magnoliopsida; Lamiales; Oleaceae
Source: the annotation of a GenBank genome assembly
AUGGAACAAGAAGAGUUGAAGAAGAAGAGAGUACGAGAUGGCUUGGUGGAGUUGGAUGAAGAAACUCCGUCGGCUGAGGUGAAGAGGCUGAAGGAAGACCUUUUGGAAAAUUUGGAGGAUGACCCAAAUUUUGUUUCAUGGAAUCCGGAUCUGGAUUCCUUCAUGAUGAGCUUUCAGAAAGAGAUUAAUGGUGGGUCCCCGCCUCCUGAGGUGGUGGAUCUGACGUCGCAUUCCGGUGAGUCGCAGCCGGAGUUGGGAUACUUGUUAGAAGCUUCGGAUGAUGAGCUUGGUCUUCCGCCUUCCACGGCAUCGCCGAGUAGUGUGGAGAAUGAUGUAAUGAAUGAGUUGAUCCGAGUUGAGUCUGACUUGUCCGAACUCGGUCACGGUUUUUGGGGGUUUGAUGGGGAGAUCCCAAGUUAUUACUCUUUUGAGUUCGGAGUCUUUGAAUCGGAGAAUUAUGGUAACGGUGAAUAUGUAGCUCUAGAUGGGUUGUUUGAUUAUUGA